Gadus morhua (Atlantic cod) is the source of this 1268-nucleotide messenger RNA. Its product is annotated as beta-2-glycoprotein 1. The transcript is spliced from 8 exons. Bases 90 to 1181 code for a protein of 363 amino acids. The record is from RefSeq and is a predicted model, not a curated record. NCBI's taxonomy places the organism in Eukaryota, Metazoa, Chordata, Actinopteri, Gadiformes, Gadidae.
UGUCUUCUGAUUGGAUGAUGGCUGCAUGGUACCCAUAUGCCUCCUCCAGACCUGCUGGAGUGGUCACAUCCUGUUGAUCUCCGGACAAGAUGGCUCCACUCACUCUCCUGCUGCUCUGCCAAGUCGCCUUAUACACAAUAGUGACAUCCAAAAAAGCAUGUGGCCGACCGCCCUUGAGCGAUGGCAUCGAUGUGUCCAGUCUGAAGAGUGUGUAUGACGUUGGGGAGGAAGUGACCUUAGCGUGUGAACAGGGCUACACACCUUCUACUCCUUCCCCGCACAAGCUGGCCUGCACCCCCACCCAGGAAUGGACGGCGACUGACCUAGCGUGCACACGUAGAACCUGUCCUAUCCCCAGGCCUCUGCAGGAUCUUGUGCCGGGGAGAACCCAGGUUCCUUUCAAGACGGUGCUGAACUACACAUGUGAUGAAGGAUAUGUCAUGACAGGAGCCAAUGAGAGCACAUGUUUAGCUGACGGAACCUGGAGCCAUCCUCCCCCGCUUUGUAAAGCAGUGAGCUGUGCACUACCAAAGCCGCCCCGAGACGGUAGGUUUGUGUUGGACAAGGCGCACACUGCGACCAGCACCAUGUACGGGCAGGGUUGGACGUACGAGUGCACCCCACCCAAGGCUCCCAGCUUUGAGAGAGGGGAGUGCUUGGCCGACGGAACCGCAACGGAACCGCCCGUUUGUCGCGAUAUCAGCUGUCCCAUUCCUGAGGGGAUCCCUAAUGGCUUCCUCGCCUUCGCAGUCAUGAGGACCCAUGGCUACAAGGGGACGGUCAGGUACGCCUGCAACGACCACUACGUGCUGGACGGACAGGCAGAGAACCGCUGCACAAACACAGGGAACUGGUCCACUAAGCCUGUCUGCAGGGCCCCGUGUUCAGUCAACAUCAAGAGAGGGCGCAUCUCCUACAACGGCAGGAAGCUUUGGAUUGCAGAUUUGAAACCUAACAGGGUGCUCCACGGAGAGCGGGUGCUCUUCUACUGCAAGAACAAAGUGCAGAAAUGUGGGUACCCAGUCGCCUCUACCUGCAAUGAUGGUACCCUGACGCUCCCCGAAUGCUUUGAGGAACCAGGAAAGCUGGAGUACACCAUGAGGUCGAAGACUCUGCCGUCGGAGAUCAACGUGUGUGAUGCCAAUCCUUCUGCUACUCCGAGCUCUGCUGCCCCAGCCUAACAGAAGGCAAGCCCCAGUGGUUACCCCAGGACAAGGGCCAGGGCCAUGGGCAACUAGAACACAAUAACAGGGGCUGUUCAAUAUUGA